AUGGCGCCAUCAGCCACCAGCACGGAAUGGGACCACCAGUUCCAUACUCUGCGUCGCCAGGACCUCUUCAGAAAUCCUCCUACCGAUCAUUCCGCAUAUCCUGCCCUCCAGCUGGCAGUCAACCCUCACAUUGAGUCGUUCAACGCCAUCUUCCGCGGCGAUGGAAAGCCCGGCCUUCUUGCCCAUGGCCUGGCGGAUAUCGGCACAAAAGUUUUCCUCGACGGCAACGACCGCGCUGGCCCAGAAGGCAAAAACCGCCUCCAGAUUCGGAUCAAGGAGGUAACCCUACAAAAGCCGCAGGUGCCGCCGUCCAACAAGCUGGCCUUGAACAGAGAAAUUUUCCCUGCCGAGUGCAGAGAGAGACACGCUACAUAUAGAGGAAAGCUCUCCGCCACUUUCGAGUACAGCAUCAAUGGAGGCGACGUUGUCGAGUUCACUAGAGAGCUUGGCCAGGUUCCCAUUAUGAUCAAGUCAAACAGAUGCCAUCUCGAGAACAACUCACCAGCCUUGUUGGUUUCACGAAAAGAAGAGUCUGAAGAGCUUGGUGGAUACUUCAUUGUCAACGGUAAUGAGAAGAUUAUCCGUCUCCUGCAGGUGAACAAGCGAAACUUCCCCAUGGCCAUCAACCGUCCGAGUUUCACAAAUCGAGGUGCGGGAUACACCACAUACGGUAUCAUUCUUCGAUCAGUACGACCAGACGAGACGUCUCAGACAAAUGUUUUGCACUAUUUGAAGGAUGGAAACGUGACGUUUAGGUUUUCUUGGCGCAAGAACGAAUACCUUAUCCCCGUCAUCAUGAUUCUGAAGGCGCUGGUUGAGACCAACGACAGAGAAAUCUUUGAGGGACUGAUUGGACCCAUGGGCUCUAAGGCGGCUCAGAAUACUUUCCUCACAGACAGAGUGGAGCUCUUGUUGAGAACAUACAAGGCCUAUCGUCUCUACAGCAAAUCCGAAACCCGUGCGUACUUGGGCCAAAAGUUCAGAGUUGUCCUGGGAGUUCCGGAAACCAUGUCAGAUUACGAGGUGGGAACUGAGUUCCUGCGCAAGAUUGUCUGCGUGCACUUGGGCAAUGUCGAUGUCACAGAGAAGCAAGAUCUCGACAAGUUCCACAUGGUGCUGUUCAUGAUUCGGAAGCUCUACGCUUUGGCCGCUGGUGAAUGUGCCGUCGACAAUCCUGACGCCAUCCAGAACCAAGAAAUUCUGCUCGGUGGAUUCCUUUACUCGCAGAUUUUGAAGGAGAGGCUGGAUGAAUUCCUUAGCGUGAGCGUUCGUACCGCUAUCCGAGACUAUCUGAGAAGGCACCCUGCCGUGUCAUUCACCUCCGAAGAGUUCCGAAAGGAAUUCCCUGGUGGUAUUUUCAGAAAAUCGAACGAAAACAUUGCCAAUGGUCUCGAAUACUUCCUUUCCACCGGCAACCUGGUGAGUGCCUCCGGUCUGGAUCUACAGCAAACAGCAGGCUUCACUGUAGUAGCAGAGAAGCUCAACUUUUUGCGUUUCAUCAGCCACUUCAGAAUGGUUCACCGUGGUGCCUUCUUCGCCCAGCUCAAGACGACUGCCGUGCGUAAACUGCUGCCAGAAUCAUGGGGCUUCAUGUGUCCUGUCCACACGCCUGAUGGUUCUCCCUGCGGUUUGCUGAACCACAUGACGCACAAGUGCAAGAUUAUGACUGACUAUGUCGAUGUUUCCAAUAUUCCCGCGCUGGUUGCUGAACUGGGUGCUGUCGAGACAUCAUCCGCAUCCACUGACGAGAGUGUUGUUGUCAUGCUGGACGGCAAGAUCAUUGGAUGGUCUACUCCCAAGGAAUCGCUUCGAAUCGGAGAUUGCUUGAGAUACUGGAAAGUCGAGGGCUCGCACAACGUACCUCUGCAGCUCGAGGUUGGAUAUGUGCCUCCAUCAAACGGCGGUUCAUACCCAGGUCUCUAUCUGACGUCCACCCCGUCCAGAAUGGUUCGACCAGUCAAGUACCUGCCCUUACAGAAGGAGGACUACGUCGGCCCUCACGAGCAGCCUUACAUGUCGAUUGCUGUCGUCCCGCAGGAAAUUGAGUCUGGUGUGUCGACACACGUUGAAUUUGACCCAACCAACAUGCUCUCCAUUCUUGCCAAUAUGACACCGUUCUCCGACUUCAACCAGUCUCCCCGAAACAUGUAUCAGUGUCAGAUGGGUAAACAAACCAUGGGAACUCCCGGUACAGCCAUUCGACACCGAACAGACAAUAAAUCUUACAGGAUACAGACUGGUCAAACCCCCAUUGUCCGUGCACCUCUUCACAACACCUAUGGCUUCGACAAUUUCCCCAACGGCAUGAACGCUGUUGUUGCCGUCAUUUCAUACACUGGUUACGACAUGGACGAUGCUAUGAUCAUCAACAAGUCUGCUCACGAAAGAGGUUUCGGGCAUGGUACAGUGUACAAGACCAAGAAAAUCACGCUCAAGGACGACUCGAGAACCAGGGCCGCCAAGAGCGUUGUCAAAAUGUUUGGCUUCGCCCCUCACAGCUACGUCAGCGCGGCGUACCAAGGCAUGCUUGAUGACGAUGGUCUCCCGCACGUCGGCCGGAUGGUGAAGGAAGAUGAUGUUUUGUGUGCAUGGCACACCGUCACUCCCGAUUACAACGGAAAUCUGGUCAACCUUGACGGAAUCACGCACUACGAGAAAUACAAGGACUCGGAGAUCGGAUUCAUCGAGGAGGUCCGACUGAUUGGUGCCGAAUCAGGUUCUGAGCCCCUGCAGACGAUUUCCAUCAAGAUCCGUAUCCCUCGUUCCCCGGUCAUUGGUGACAAGUUCUCAUCUAGACACGGACAGAAGGGUGUCUUGUCACAGAAAUGGCCUAUGUCGCUGGCUGGAAAAGCCGGUGCUCUGCACGGACUGGCGCAAGAUUCUACCCCAUUCAGGUUUGACGAGGAGAACACGGCAGCAGACUAUUUCGGACACCAGCUUAUGAAGGCCGGAUUCAACUAUCACGGAAACGAGCCAAUGUACUCUGGCAUUACCGGAGAGGAGCUCGGCGCCGACAUCUACAUCGGUGUAGUCUACUACCAGAGACUGCGUCACAUGGUUAACGACAAGUACCAGGUGCGAACUACCGGUCCUGUGGUGCCCACGACAGGCCAGCCCAUCAAGGGCAGAAAGAGAGGUGGUGGUAUCCGUGUGGGAGAAAUGGAGCGUGAUGCCCUGUUGGCACACGGAACAGCAUUCUUGCUGCAAGACAGAUUGCUCAACUGCUCAGAUUAUACCCGAUCAUGGAUUUGCCGUCGCUGCGGAUCAUUCUUGUCUGUGCAGCCCACGGUAUCCCAAUUUGCGCCAGGAAAGAAGAAGGCUCCCAGCAUGGUCCGUUGCCGAAACUGUGCUGUCAGGCUCGAUGACAGCGAGGGCAUCGACCUGACGGAAAUCCAAGGAGAGAUUUGGGAAGAUGGUCAGGGCAACUGCUGGGUUGGCGGCGACCAGACGACGCAGGUUGUGGUACCUGGUGCGCUCAAGUUCUUGGAUGUGGAACUGGCAGCCAUGGGCGUCAAACUGAAGUAUAGGAUAGACCGGACAGACGAGCCUCGCAAGGGACCGAUGAAGCCGUUGAAGCAGAUUUCGGCUGCUGCAUAAUUGCUUGUUUGAGACAAAAGUAAUGUAUUGGAUGGGAUACAAAAUGGGGUUGUAUAUACGUUGAUGGCUGCAUUAGUAAGGUAUUAGAUGCAUAUUUGGGCAAUGUGAUUAAGAAUUACUGUU
Trichoderma virens Gv29-8 is the source of this 3720-nucleotide messenger RNA. RefSeq lists its product as uncharacterized. The record is from RefSeq and is a predicted model, not a curated record. Lineage: Eukaryota; Fungi; Ascomycota; Sordariomycetes; Hypocreales; Hypocreaceae. Gene Ontology annotation, cellular component: nucleus; RNA polymerase I complex. The transcript is spliced from 3 exons. Gene Ontology annotation, biological process: DNA-templated transcription. Gene Ontology annotation, molecular function: DNA-directed RNA polymerase activity; DNA binding; ribonucleoside binding. Bases 1 to 3597 code for a protein of 1198 amino acids.